Pundamilia nyererei is the source of this 2078-nucleotide messenger RNA. Its product is annotated as glutamate receptor ionotropic, kainate 4-like. The coding region runs from base 810 to 2078 and encodes 422 amino acids. The record is from RefSeq and is a predicted model, not a curated record. Lineage: Eukaryota; Metazoa; Chordata; Actinopteri; Cichliformes; Cichlidae. The transcript is spliced from 12 exons.
CACAAAGCGCGAUCGUUCCCUGGCUUUUUCCUCCGCGCUCGCUCUUACCUCAGCCGCAGCCCGUAAGUGGGAUGCGGGAUACGCAGCAUCACCGGUGCCGUUAGAAUAAUCCCAACAGAUAAACCUUGCAGUUCAGCGGGCCUAUCAGAUUUUAAGGCAACUGGUUUUCUAAAGGCUGAGCAGGGAGAGUAAAACUGCUCGCUGGUGUGUGUGGGGGGAAGAAAAAGACACUGCUUUUCUCCGGGAGAUAAAGUGAGGAGGGAUUUUCCAACUAACGGGGAUGUGGCUGUUUUUCCACUGUCCUAUAAAGCGGGAAAUGAUUUGGUCAUCCAAAGAUCAGAUUUAAACUGGACUGCUCUUGAUCUUAUCAGUAACGCAUUUUAUCUGCCCGUUUAUCUGCCCUGGGAAUCUCGGUGGUGGAGGGAGACGCGGAGCAAGAUCCAGAGAACUAUACAGAGGAAAACUGAGUUACUCUUCAAUUACGCUUUUUCUUGCAAAUUGACGUAUUUCUGGGCAGCGGACGUAAUGCAAAAGUAAGGGAGAAUAUUGGAAACGCAGACAAGACGCAGCACAGAGUGCCUGUAAGUAGCAGCUCCAUCUUCUUUUCCUUGUGUGUGUACCCUCUGCAAGAGCCGGGGACACAUACUAUAUGUGUAUGUGAGAUGAGGAGGAGCUAAGUGGCUACCACAACCACCUAGAUCAGACAGCCUCCUGUGCUGCAAGAUGGAUUAGAGCCCCACACCUCAGGAGAUCAAAGGUGGCUGUGACAGGGGCACCCCCGGGGCAGGACCCAUGAGGAGUCAUAGAAGAUGCUCACAGCCUGGGCGCUUCUGCUCUUCUUAGCCAUGUGGGUGAGAAGCACCUUUGGUGGCCCGCUCUCCUUUCGAAUAGCUGCCAUCCUUGAUGACCCUAUGGAGUGCAGCAGAGGAGAGCGUCUGGCUAUCACGCUGGCCAAAGACAGCAUCAACAGGAGCAGUAACCGCUCCAUCACUGGCAAGCUGGAGGUGGACAUCUUUGAACUGCUGAGAGACAGCGAAUAUGAGAUGGGGGAAACAAUGUGCCAGAUCAUGUCCAAAGGGGUGGUGGCAGUCCUUGGUCCAUCUGCCAGUCCAGCUUCCAACUCAAUCAUCAGCAAUAUAUGUGGAGAGAAGGAGGUGCCCUAUGUCAAGGUGGCUCCAGAGGACAUUUUGAAGGUUCAUUUCCCCCGCUUCACCACUUUGGACCUGAGACCAACAAACACCGACAUCAGCCUGGCCGUGGCCGGCCUUCUCACCUUCUUCAACAGCACCACCGCCUGCCUCAUCUGUGCCCAGGCCGACUGCUUAUUAAACCUGGAGCAGCUCCUCAGGCAGUUCCUCAUCUCCAAGGAGACUCUGUCUGUGCGCAUGCUUGAUGACAGCCAGGACCCGACCCCACUCCUAAAGGAGAUUCGAGAUGACAAGACUCCCACCAUAAUAGUCGAUGCCAAUGCCACAAUGUCACAUAUCAUUUUGGAGCGGGCAUCAGAGCUGGGAAUGCUGUCAGUCUACUACACUUACAUCUUCACCUCUCUGGAAUUCUCUUUACUCCGACUGGACGACGUGGCGGACCAGCGAGUCAACAUAGUUGGUUUUUCCGUCUUCAACAAAACUCAUCCCUUCUUCCAGGACUUUGCGCUAAGCCUCAACCGCUCCUGGCAAGAGAACUGUGACCACGCACCCUUCGCCGGCACACCGCUCUCGUCAGCUUUGCUCUUUGAUGCGGUAUACGCUGUGGUGGCGGCGGUCCAGGAGUUGAACCGUAGCCAGAACGUCGGAGCCACUCAGCUCUCCUGCAAGUCCUCCAAGAUCUGGGAGCACGGCACCAGCCUCAUGAAUUACCUGAGGAUGGUAGAAUUGGAAGGUCUAACAGGACACAUUGAAUUCAACAGCAAAGGACAGCGGUCUAACUAUGCCCUGAGGAUCAUGCAGAACAGCAAGGACGGCCUGAGGCAGGGGAUGUACCACUUGGAGAGUAUGCAGCACUGCUUUGAAGAUCUGCUCUGCAAACUGAAGGAGCUCGUCUCCAACCCUGAGCUUGUGUCUCAUUACGACUACUGA